UAAUAAAAAUAAAAAACCGCACAGUUAAAUACGAAAGAUUCUUUUCAAGUGCUGUGUCGAAGGUUUUGUUACUCGCAGUCGCACCACCACCUCCUCCCCCGCGCGAACGACGUCUUUCUCCCCGCCAUUUUCUUCUCUUGCCGGAACCUCGAUCUCAGAUGAAAACUUCAGAGUUGAUUGUUCAAGAUGAAGAGGCGGCUCAGCAGACAAUGAAAAAUACUGAAUGGCCAGAUGGUUUAGAUAAAAAGGACGAAAAAAAGAAGAAGAAGAAGAAGAAGAAGAAGAAUAAGCAGAAGGAACAUAAAACCCAAAAGGACGAGCAGAAAGAAGAGAAAGAAUCUGAUACAGAACCUUGGGUUAAGAACGAAGAAAUAGGAUUUGCUACUGGGUGGCGAGAUUGUUCAGAUAAAAAGGACAGAGAAAAGAAGAAGAAGCAUAAAAAGAAGCAGAACGAACAUAACGCUCAAAAGGACGAGCAGAAAGAAGAAAUAGAAUCUGAUGCAGAACCUGGGGAAUCUGAGACGGAAACUUAUGUGAAAAAAGAUGAUGAAAAGCCAAAGAAGAAAAAAGCUAAGUUGUCUGAAGGCAUUGAUGGAAAUAAUCAUAAAAGAGAACCAAACAGUGGUAAGGAGAAGAAGAAAAAGAAGCAAAAAACUGAGGAUUCUACAGAAAGUUCUUCUCCUAUUACCAAGGAGAAGAAGAGGAAGAAAACUAAGUAUGUUGAAAAGGUUCAGGAAGGAGGAGCAGGAUUGAGGGAGAACGAGGAAAUUAGUAGUUCUCCUGAAAGACAAUCGCCCAAGGGAUCAUCCAAGAAAGUAAGAUUUUCAGAAGAUGUGGAGAUCUUUCCACUAGUUGAUGACCAAAAUAGUGGGAAAACUAAGGAAGAUGACGGUUUAAUUAGAGGGAAGCGGUUUUCCAAAGAAGAAGACGAGAUAGUGAAAAAGGCUGUCUUCGAAUACAUUGAGAAACACGCUCUUGGUGAUGAAGGUCUCAAAAUGGUUCUUCAUUGCAGGGAGUAUCCAGAGAUCAAAAGUUGUUGGAAGGACAUAGGAAAAGCCAUACCUUAUAGGCCUUAUUUGAGUGUAUAUUAUAGAGCUCACAUCUUGUUUGAAAGGGAUGAGAAGCGUAAAUGGACUCAUGAGGAAUAUGAACUUGUUCGAAAGUUUCAUGACACACAUGGGUCAGAUUGGAAAGGAUUAGCCGAUGUCCUUGGAAAACACAGGUUUCAUGUGAAAGAUACAUGGAGGCGUAUAAAACUCCCCAAUAUGAAGAAAGGGCAAUGGACACAAGACGAGUACCAGAAAUUAUUUGAUUUAGUUAACAAAGACCUGCGACUCAAGGCUUAUGAGGAAAAAAGAUCCAAGCAUGGGAUGCUUCGUGACAAUAUCUGCUGGGGAGCAAUCAGCGACGUGUUGUCCACAAGAUCAACUGCUCUUUGCUGCCAGAAAUGGUAUCGCCAGUUAACAUCGCCAAUGGUUGCUGAGAAUGAAUGGGCAGAUGUAGACGACUACCGGCUUGUUGAUGCUCUCUCUAGCUUGGAUGCCUGCUCCAUUGAAGAUGUGGAAUGGGACCAACUGCUUGAACACAGAGAUGGUGAUGUAUGUAGAAAGCGGUGGUCUCAAAUGGUCAAACACAUAGGUGAUAAUGGGAACAAGUCAUUUUCUGAACAAGUUGAAAUCCUCUCCCAGCGAUAUAGCAUUGAUGUACUUGAUGCAAGAGAAGCCUAUGACAAUGCGCCUGUAGUUGAUUAGGCAAAGCAUAGUUCAAAUCUCGUCAAAUUUCUUUUCAUUCAGGAGGUAUAGUAUCAAGAUGUCUAAUUGCAGUAAGUUGUCUUCCUCACAGCCCAGGAUUUCAUGCUAGGAAUAUCAAGUUCUUUAUGAUCUUUUUCGACAAAGAAACACAUAUCAAGUUCUUUAUGAUCUUUUUCGACAAAGAAACACAUAGCGUCCUUAUCAGUUGUUAUUGUUAUGUAAUGGUUAUAUUAGUUGCUACUUUUGUAAUUUUCCAAGUACUCUACCCAGGUGAAAAAGUUUUGGGAGUUUCUUUUUCUUA
Messenger RNA from Cucumis sativus (cucumber), 2052 nucleotides. RefSeq names its product cyclin-D-binding Myb-like transcription factor 1. The record is from RefSeq and is a predicted model, not a curated record. The coding region runs from base 159 to 1751 and encodes 530 amino acids. The transcript is spliced from 2 exons. Lineage: Eukaryota; Viridiplantae; Streptophyta; Magnoliopsida; Cucurbitales; Cucurbitaceae.